CCAGAGACCAAUACACAGCAACGCCACUGUUUACAAAUGGAGGAUUUAGCAAUACAGAGUUUUGAGUGCAUUCAACGUCUUGUUGAAUGGUGACAAUAAACAAAAAGGUCAAAAGGUCGUUGCGUGGUUCGACGUUGUGUUACACGGCGUUUCUCUACUGAAUUAUUUUGCACCAAAAAUCAAAAUGAAGCUAUCAGUUUUACUAGUUGUAGUACUUUGUAUGAUUUUCCAUGUUCGCUGUGAUCUCGCAACGGAAUCAGAUGCAUAUGCAGUGGAAAUCAUCAUAUAUCGCCUCACAACUGAUACGUGGACAGCCAAUUCCAUGGAGAGCACGUUUUCAGGGACGAUCGCCUCUGCAGCAAACACAUACUGCGGAUCAAAUGUAGCAACCUGUGGCUUAGAAACCUGCUGUACUUCCGCUUUCAAAGAAACAGAUGUUGGAAAAAUCAGUGAUUAUCCCAAAAAAGAUCUAAAAAAUCUGAAACACAAAUUUUAUCUCAAAUUUCCAACUGGCUCAACUGCCUCCAAUUCUUCAGUGACCCAGUAUGUGGUCGUCAACUCUGCAGUAUAUGAAAUCAUCCGUCUUGCGCGGACAACCUUUAACACCCAAACUGGAUACUGGAUCACAUGGGCGGAUGAGACAUAUUACGGGGUACCAGCUACCACCACAGAGAACCAGAUCAUCAUCCCCAUCGCAUUCGUUGUCCUAUUUCUCGUGAUAUUCCUGGCCAUUGGACUUCAUUUCUGGAAUAAAAGGAAGCAGAAAGAAGCUCGUAUUCAGAAAAAGAUCAAAGACAAGAAAGCCUUGAAGAAAAACCAAGCCAUGGUCCAGCCAACCUAUCGUGUGGAUCCAGAAAUUAAAGAUCUCGAUGAAGACCACCACGAGAAGACGAAAGAGUCGCCCAAAAAACCUAGAUAUAUCAUAGCUGUCAGUGAUCAUGACGUUUAUCCAUUUUUUCCAUACGUCAGUGACACGGGAACACUACCCCCCGAGAGCUGUGUGUUUGGACAGUUCCUGAACAUCGCUGCACUCCUAAGAAUAGUCACCGUCAUUGUAGGUAAAUCGAAGCUAGGACCCAGUACCAUUCUAACCCGCGAGUGGUCGCCGGAAUACGCGGGCUAUGCUGAACACGUGGUGUCCACGGUGAUGGAGUGGUUAGGGACUUUCCUGAUCUGUGCGUUCGCCCUAACCUUUGUUCCAGAAUUCAAACAAUAUGGAAUCGCUGUGUAUAAUGGCAACGUCAAGCCGGAUUUUCCAUACAUCAGGUUCACCAAAAGUAGUUCAAGUAUCAGACCCGGGUGUUGGACCACCAAGGAACCAGGGAUGAGUGCCUGUCUGGCAUCAACUAUCUCCGAAUGGAUCAUUUCGUUUUUAACUUGCAUCUAUGUCGCAACAUUCACUCCGGAGUUCAAAUAUUUCGAACUGAUAAAAGCAAAGAUACUUUUCCAUGAACUGACCAGGAACAAUGAGGUACCCGGAAACGAGAAUAGCGAGGAGACGCAAUCCAAUGGAACCGUGGAGACAAACGUUGUGGUUGUCCACCUGAUCGGAGCUUUCUUUGCUUUUGGGAUGGGCUUAGUCUACUGCUGUUUGCAGACCUACCUGUCUUUCAAACUACCAGACAUCCCAGGCUCAAGCAGAAAUCUACGAGUAGGCAGACUGGCCAUUUGUAUUCUGGACGCUGUCUUUAUAUUAACUCUUAUGAUUGCUGCAGCCUUUACGAUUGGCGAAAGGCCAAACAACCCUCGGAAAUGGACACCUGAUGAACCGAUGUAUGGUGCUCAUCUGACGUCCACUAUCUCCGAGUGGCUGAUGGCGUUCCUUACCUGCCUGUAUUUGGCCACAUUCACUCCAGAAUUCAAGUACUUCGAAAUGAUUAAACCAGAGAUAAUGUUUCGAGAUACGCCCGGUGUGUCUGCGAUACGGAUCACCAAGGAUAUUGAGCCACAAACCGGUGAUGGACCAGUGAAGUUCAGUGCAGGACUAACGUAAAACAUCGAGACUAUAUUUGUGUUAGGUGCAUGCUGUGUGUAAUGUGCAAUAAUUUUUAUUACAUGUAUAUAUUGAAUGUGCAUAACAGAAGGUUUUUGGGUGCUUUUUACGAGUACGGUGUUAUUUUAUGUUAGAUUUCGAUUGAUGGAUGGACAUGUAUAUAGAUCUACAGUGUAACGAUGUCAUAUUGAUAUAAGGUUUUAAGAAUCAGUCCAGAGAACUCUCGAAUUAAAAUAAAUAUGAGUUA
Magallana angulata is the source of this 2240-nucleotide messenger RNA. RefSeq lists its product as uncharacterized. Bases 185 to 1993 code for a protein of 602 amino acids. NCBI's taxonomy places the organism in Eukaryota, Metazoa, Mollusca, Bivalvia, Ostreida, Ostreidae. The record is from RefSeq and is a predicted model, not a curated record. The transcript is spliced from 17 exons.